Molecule: messenger RNA, 1234 nt
Organism: Silurus meridionalis
Lineage: Eukaryota; Metazoa; Chordata; Actinopteri; Siluriformes; Siluridae
Gene: pkig
Product: protein kinase (cAMP-dependent, catalytic) inhibitor gamma
Exons: 3
Coding region: 387-617 (76 amino acids)
Biological process (GO): negative regulation of cAMP-dependent protein kinase activity
Cellular component (GO): nucleus; cytoplasm
Molecular function (GO): cAMP-dependent protein kinase inhibitor activity
Source: RefSeq, a predicted model, not a curated record
AUACUGCUAUGUCCUGGGUGCAUCAGUGUGCGUUCAGGCGGCUUUGACGGCAGAAACAAGGCCAGCGAGCGCUCUCAUUGGAGCAGAGGGGAAGCCGAGGCGAGGUGCCAUUGGUUGGUCGGUCUCAAACUCCAUUUUGCGAACAGCUGUUUGAGAUGUAACCUCGCCCACAUGCGAUUGCAAUGGGGUUGUCAAAGAGACCACGGGCUUGACGACGCUGGUUGUCUCGACGUGCUGGAUCCUGCGCGCUGGGAACGACGAGUCGCCGCAUGUCGGAAAGGGGAGGCGAAAUCGACCCUCCGAGAGGAGACGCUCCGGCUGCGUGGUAACAAGUGGAAGAGAUUUCAGGCGAAUGAAGGUGGAAUGAGAAGACAGGUCAUGGGCAGAUGAUGGACGUUGAGUCAUCAUACUCGGAUUUCAUUAAUUGUGAUCGCACAGGCCGCAGGAACGCAGUGCCGGACAUUAAGGGCGACGGAACAGUGGUGGGCACUAGCGAACUGACCAAAGACAUGGCUCAGAUGGACCUGAAGGCAGCAGAAGCCGAUGCUGACGGGGCUCCUGCCGCCGAAGCGGAAGCCUCGAGUAGUCAGGAGCCAGGUAAAGAAGGAGCGUCUUAGAAGAUGAAGGAGCUUAAAAGAGGAGAAGCACCACCUCCUCUGUCAUUCCAGCACACUGUGUGCGGUGAGGAGCUGCUCUGAGACUGGGCGUGUUUCAUGUGCCUGAACGCUCUUGCGUCCCUGAGACUCCUGGAGAAACCACUAUUCAGAAAUGGAUUUGCCAUGUACAACACCACACUCCAUGUUGCGUUAUUCCUUCCGUUCCUCACAGGAAGCGGUGACUUUUUUGAUGCCUUUUCCAUCUUGAACAUGAAUUAUGUAAAAAAAAUUAAAAAAAAAUAAAAAAACAAGACCUUUGGUUUAGAACUUGUAUGAUCUCGAACCAAGGAGUGCACCAAAUACCACACAUGCUGAAGAUUCUGCAUUGGUUUGAUAGAUUUUUUUGUUUGUUUUUUUAAACCGUAAAAGGCAUAGUUGUAACAAACUGGGAAACUAUUUAUUUCCUAAUAUUCCCUGAGGUGAAUAGUUUUGUGUUCUGUACUACAUUAUAUACUUUACAGUGUAUGUAAUAUUAACAAUAUUUAUAUAGUACGAGUCCAAGCUUUCUGCUCACUCAAUUUGUUUGCAUUGUUUUCUCUUUCUAUUGUAUGUACCUCAAUAAAUGGGAAUGACGACAA